This is a messenger RNA of Meriones unguiculatus (Mongolian gerbil), 4502 nucleotides long. RefSeq names its product mitofusin 1 (gene Mfn1). The coding region runs from base 143 to 2368 and encodes 741 amino acids. The transcript has 18 exons. Gene Ontology annotation, molecular function: GTPase activity; GTP binding. NCBI's taxonomy places the organism in Eukaryota, Metazoa, Chordata, Mammalia, Rodentia, Muridae. Gene Ontology annotation, biological process: mitochondrion localization; mitochondrial fusion. Gene Ontology annotation, cellular component: mitochondrial outer membrane. The record is from RefSeq and is a predicted model, not a curated record.
GUCCGCUGGCGGGUGGCGACGCCAGGGGUGACCUUCAAGCUCCGGACACGGGGAGCGCGAGCGCCCUGACGGGCCGGGGCGGCGGGCCGGGGGGUGGGAGCGACGGGCGACCAGCGUGCGGGAAGGCCUGUCCAGGUGCAUAAUGGCAGAAACUGUAUCUCCACUGAAGCACUUUGUGCUGGCAAAGAAGGCCAUCACUGCGAUCUUCGGUCAGUUACUGGAGUUUGUUACUGAGGGUUCACAUUUUGUUGAAGCAACAUACAGGAAUCCAGAACUUGAUCGAAUAGCAACUGAGGAUGAUCUGGUGGAAAUACAGGGCUACAGAAACAAGCUUGCUGUCAUUGGGGAGGUGCUGUCUCGGAGACAUAUGAAAGUGGCAUUUUUUGGCAGGACAAGUAGUGGCAAGAGCUCUGUCAUCAAUGCAAUGCUGUGGGAUAAAGUUCUCCCUAGCGGGAUUGGUCACACAACCAACUGCUUCCUGAGUGUCGAGGGAACUGAUGGAGAUAAAGCCUAUCUUAUGACGGAAGGGUCAGAUGAAAAGAAAAGUGUGAAGACAGUUAAUCAGCUGGCCCAUGCCCUCCAUAUGGACAAAGACUUGAAAGCUGGCUGUCUCGUGCAUGUAUUUUGGCCCAAAGCAAAAUGUGCCCUCUUGAGAGAUGACCUGGUUUUAGUAGACAGCCCAGGUACAGAUGUCACCACAGAGCUGGACAUCUGGAUUGAUAAAUUCUGCCUCGAUGCUGACGUCUUUGUUUUGGUUGCAAACUCAGAAUCAACACUGAUGAACACGGAGAAACAUUUUUUCCAUAAGGUGAAUGAACGGCUAUCCAAGCCAAACAUUUUUAUUCUGAAUAAUCGAUGGGAUGCUUCUGCCUCAGAGCCAGAGUAUAUGGAGGAUGUGCGCAGACAGCACAUGGAAAGAUGCCUUCACUUUUUAGUAGAAGAGCUCAAAGUUGUGAGUCCUGUGGAAGCUCGAAAUCGGAUCUUUUUUGUUUCAGCCAAGGAAGUUCUCAACUCCAGAAAGCAUAAAGCCCAGGGGAUGCCAGAGGGUGGUGGGGCACUUGCAGAAGGAUUUCAGGCAAGAUUACAGGAGUUUCAGAAUUUUGAACAAACUUUUGAGGAGUGUAUCUCGCAGUCAGCAGUGAAAACAAAGUUUGAACAGCACACUAUCAGAGCUAAACAGAUACUAGACACUGUGAAAAACAUACUGGACUCAGUAAACGUGGCAGCAGCAGAGAAGAGGGUUUAUUCAAUGGAAGAGAGGGAAGACCAAAUCGACAGACUGGACUUUAUCCGAAACCAGAUGAACCUUUUAACACUGGAUGUUAAGAAGAAAAUCAAGGAGGUCACCGAGGAAGUGGCAAACAAGGUUUCUUGUGCAAUGACAGAUGAAAUUUGUCGACUGUCUGUUUUGGUUGAUGAGUUUUGUUCUGAGUUUCAUCCUACCCCCAGUGUACUGAAAGUGUAUAAGAGUGAAUUAAAUAAACACAUAGAAGAUGGUAUGGGAAGAAAUUUGGCUGAUAGGUGUACCAAUGAAGUCAAUGCCUCCAUGCUUCAGUCUCAACAAGAAAUUAUCGAAAACCUGAAGCCAUUACUUCCAGCUGGCAUACAGAAUAAACUUCAUACACUAAUCCCAUGCAAAAAGUUUGAUCUCAGCUAUGAUCUCAAUUGCCACAAACUAUGUUCAGAUUUUCAAGAGGACAUUGUGUUUAGAUUUUCCCUGGGCUGGUCUUCCCUUGUGCAUCGAUUCCUGGGUUCCACGAAUGCGCAAAGGGUGCUGCUUGGGCUGUCAGAGCCUGUCUUUCAGCUCCCCAGGUCUUUAGCGUCGACUCCUACUGCUCCUCCUAACCCAGCUUCGCCGGAUAAUGCAGCACAGGAAGAGUUAAUGGUCACCUUGAUCACAGGCUUGGCGUCACUCACAUCCAGAACCUCCAUGGGCAUCAUAGUUGUUGGGGGAGUGAUUUGGAAAACAGUGGGCUGGAAACUCAUCUCUGUUUCCUUAAGUAUGUACGGAGCUUUGUACCUUUAUGAGAGGCUGACCUGGACCACCCGUGCGAAGGAGAGAGCAUUUAAGCAGCAGUUUGUAAACUAUGCAACUGAAAAACUGCAGAUGAUUGUGAGCUUCACAAGUGCAAACUGCAGCCACCAAGUACAGCAAGAAAUGGCUACUACUUUUGCUCGACUGUGCCAACAAGUUGAUGUUACUCAAAAACACCUGGAAGAAGAAAUUGCUAGAUUAUCCAAAGAAAUAGAUCAACUGGAGAAAAUACAAAACAACUCAAAACUCUUAAGAAAAAAAGCUGUUCAACUUGAAAGUGAGCUGGAGAAUUUUUCGAAGCAGUUUCUACAUUCGAGCACUGAAGAAUCCUAACAGCAGAGGCUGCUGUGAUGACGGCACUGUAGGAGGAAGUGGACUUGGAAGAUGGGGAGAGUCGUUUUUAUGACAUGACCACAGUUCGAAUUAGUAACUCUGAGUAUCAAUGCCUUGCAGAGGUUGUGGUAAUGACCUUUCCCGGGGGGGUUGCACCUUUGGAAGUGCUGUGGUUCGUCAUUUGCUUUAGUUUGGAGUAAAGACUGAAUUGUUUGGGUUAAAUGAUGAAUUCCUUUAGAAACCAUGGAACCAACUGUGCAGCCCAAGAAUGGGUCCUUUAGCUCUUAACCAGGCUUUCUGUCUUUGAUUUCGAGUAACUGCUUCCUGGCAUCCAGGAAUUAGAGAUCUUUUCAUCCCUUCUCAGUACUAGUUCCUGAUGCCUUCUCUAAUGGGAAUCGUGGACUUGUUUAUGAGCUGGUUUGUUCAAACCAGGAAGUUUGGGCUACUCCUCGGGUCCUACAAUCACUUUCCCUCACAGCAAGGAUAUCACCACUACUGAACAGUUUUUACCCUUUCUUUUCAUCCCAUUAAAGCUGAUGUGAACUAGUAGAAAGGCCUGUCAUUCUAGUCAUGCAUCAACUAUCUGGGUCUGGGUUCCUGCUCUGUCUCUUUAGAAACAUUUUCAGCCUUGAGUCCAUCAACUUCUGCCUAAGUGUGAAGUGGAAUGGAAGUCUGAAGGGAUGAAGAUGUCCAGGGUAGGAUACAGGGGUGUGCACGGAGUGUGGUAACAUGACCAUGUAGGCGUGACCGGGACAAAUGGAUCUUUAGGUGGUGUUUCACUGACGCACUGGGCUUGUCACCUCUGGAGGUUUUGACUGUAAUUACAUUAAUUUCUUGGGGCUCCAUUAAAACUUCCAUUCUGGGUUAGUGAAAUGUUUAUGGUUCAGGUAUUGUGUCUGCCCCUGCAUUAAAAGCUGAUUGACAAUGUGUGUGGAAAUACUUUUACAUAGCAAGGCAAGUUGCUUCUCUGACCUGACUGAAAAGUAAACUGCUAACCUGUGAGCAUUUCCAGGAAGUCAGCAGUGCCAUCCCAGGAGCAUUGCAUUCCACUGGGGUGUCGAAAGUCAGCGAUUCAGGCUGAAAGCUGAAAAAUAUUUAUUCAAUACAGCAACACUAGGGAGAGGGGAAAGAGAUCCACCAAACUCUCCAGCUCCUCUCUGGUUGGGGCCUUUCCUUCCUUGAACCUUCAGCAUUUCUUUCCUAAGGGUCUGUCUUCACAAUAGGUGCACCUCUUUUUGUUUUUGUAUUUUGUUUUUUAAGAUAGGGUCUCUCUGUGUAUAGCCUUGGCUACCCUGGAACUUACAGAGAUCCACCUGCCUCUGCUUCCCCAGUGCUGGGAUUAAAGGCGUGCACUACCAUGCCCCAGCCCUAGGCACACCUCUUAUUUUUAACAUAUUUGAAGACUAUUACAAUAUUAUAUACCAUUAUUUAGACUGUAGAAAUGUUUCAGAACUACUUAUAUUUUUAUACAGAUUGGGUGUUGGACAGCAGUAUUCAAAUUUAGUGUGACUACCUUUUAUUGCUGAUUUUUAACCCCCCAAAUGGUGCAGGCAACCAGGUGUGAUUAAGUGAAAAUUGCAUGAAGAACUACUAUCUAAAAUUGAGGUCUGCUGACCUACGUUACAGUCACACAUAGCACUUGAACUUCUAGCCACAUAAUUUGCAAGAGAGCUACGGUGUAGUUCUCUGGGUUGUCUGAUCUCUGGAUGUCAACAUUACUUUUAAACUUGUAAGAAGUAGAUUCUCAAGCCUCAACACAGAUCUGAAAUCCAGUUUGGGUUCUGCAGCAGGCUUCAAGAAGCCCUGCAGGUUGUCCCAGUGUACUCUGGAGGCUGGGAACCAGAGUUUCCAGUACAGAAUGCUUUCCAUCACUAGUUAAGAGUGUCGUUGCAGCUGGUAAAGUUAGAAAGUUGUGGGUGUAGAGAAUGGAGUGUUGAGAUAUGCCAGCUUAUCUACCAGACUGGAGUGCAGCUGUGGCUAGGCUAUGCAUCACAUGGACUGUACUUGAUAUACUGUGUAUGUUUACAGUAUUAUUUUGUAAACUUUGUAUGAUCUUAAACUUUUUACAAAAGAUUUUUAUAAGUAUGCAAGCUUGCAAGAUGAAAAUAAACCUAUUUGCCUGUUAGUUGAUAAA